Messenger RNA from Chroicocephalus ridibundus (black-headed gull), 2865 nucleotides. It is a transcript of the gene PPP3R1, whose product is annotated as protein phosphatase 3 regulatory subunit B, alpha. Gene Ontology annotation, biological process: protein dephosphorylation; calcineurin-mediated signaling. The transcript is spliced from 6 exons. Gene Ontology annotation, cellular component: calcineurin complex. The record is from RefSeq and is a predicted model, not a curated record. Gene Ontology annotation, molecular function: phosphatase binding; calcium-dependent protein serine/threonine phosphatase regulator activity; calcium ion binding. Lineage: Eukaryota; Metazoa; Chordata; Aves; Charadriiformes; Laridae. Bases 229 to 741 code for a protein of 170 amino acids.
CCGCCUCUCCAUUACCUCCCCCCCCCCCUCCGCUGCUGAGUGUUAGCGCCGCUCGCGCCCCCUCCCUCCCGCGCUUCUCGCGCGCCGUUGCGGGUGAGCGUGAGCUACUGCCGCAGUGAGGGGAGCCGUGAGCCGGACGGCGGUGACGACAAGGCCGGACGCGGAACAGAGAGGCCGGGGCUUGGUGGAUUCAGCUGCGGGGGAGACGCCUGACGCCCACCCGCCGCCAUGGGAAAUGAGGCAAGUUACCCUUUGGAAAUGUGCUCGCACUUUGAUGCUGAUGAGAUAAAACGACUAGGAAAGAGAUUUAAGAAGCUUGAUUUGGACAACUCUGGCUCUUUGAGUGUGGAAGAGUUCAUGUCUUUACCUGAAUUGCAACAGAACCCAUUAGUACAGCGAGUAAUAGAUAUAUUUGACACAGACGGAAAUGGAGAAGUUGACUUCAAAGAAUUUAUAGAAGGAGUCUCCCAGUUCAGUGUCAAAGGAGAUAAGGAACAGAAGUUGAGGUUUGCUUUUCGCAUUUACGAUAUGGACAAAGAUGGUUAUAUCUCAAAUGGAGAGCUCUUCCAGGUGCUGAAGAUGAUGGUUGGGAACAAUCUCAAAGACACUCAGUUACAGCAAAUUGUAGAUAAAACCAUAAUUAAUGCAGAUAAGGAUGGUGAUGGAAGAAUAUCCUUUGAAGAAUUCUGUGCUGUUGUAGGAGGCCUAGAUAUCCACAAAAAGAUGGUCGUAGACGUGUGACUCUGUAGGGCACCACCCAACACUUUUGCUUUCUUCUCCAUCUCUGAAGAUCUGCUCAAGACGUCCAGCAAUGCUCUCUGUGUAUUUAAAUGGAAGUAUUUUUCUCUGUGAAGCCACAUUUUCCAACAUGAGCCUCAUGAAGCCAACUAAGUGUUAUUGAACUUUUAUUCUCUCAAUAACUCAGUGUAGCACUUUAAAGUCUGAAGGACAGCAAAGAUGGAAAGAGCAUAUCAGUGUGGUGGAGAAAGGGAAGGGGUUGGCUUUUUAAUUUAUUUUUCUUCAUCUUUUAUAACAAGGAAAUAUCUAUCUAUAUAUAUAUAUGUGUGUGUGUAUUUAUAUAUAGAUAUAUAUGUAGCUUUCUAUAUGUAGUAGCUAGGUGGGCUUUAAUUUAAUAUACUUGAUUCAGAAACAAAACUAGAGUACAAAGUGCCAAGCAGAAUAUUAACAGUUCAAUAUAUGGAUAUACAUCCUUACUUUUAUUUCACACAGUUUUAUAUAUAUAGUAGAAGAAUGUAAAAUUUUAACUCGGUGUUAGGUCAACUCUUUCGCUUUUCCUGUGACUGUUCAGAUGUUUCUAUAUAUUGACUGGCUGACAAAGCAUUGCUUCUUAUUAAUUCACCUUAAUUACAUUUUUUGUAACACAGGAGACUAAGUUUAUUUAUACCUGUUAAUAUAUUACCAGGGACUGUGUCUCUUUGCUAAAUAACUUAGUACAGUUCUACUUAAUAUGAGAAUAUAGUUUAAUGCUACUGCCAAGAACUAGCCCUCGUGUGCGUAUAGUAACUGCAGAAUGCUUUGAUGGCCACUAGAUUUCGUCACCGAGGAAUGCGGAGCAGUUACAGCUGUCCUGAAGUUAAGGCAAAUCUGCUGUUCUGGAUUCAGUUUAGAUACAGCUGCUCAAGGUGUUAGACGCAUUCAUGAUUUUCUCUUGCGCUUAGCUUAAUGAAAUUAGGAUCGACGUAACUGUGCAGGAUUCCCAUCUACUUAUUUUAUACAGUACUUAGAUGAUAAAAUGCUCUUGCCAUUUAAAUUCUGUUGUUUCAACCACGAUAGUUUCCCCUCUGCAUUUAAAUACUACUACAGGUAGCAUAAAUAAACUGGUAAUAUUUUAUAUAUAUAUAUGUAUAUAGGAUUCAUACAGGGGGAAAAUCUUGUUAACCUAUGCCAUAGAGGAGGAAAACUUCACACUAUCUAAAUUUAUACCUCUUGCAGUUCUCCAGUCCUUUGCCUGGAGAAUUUUUUUUCUUUUCUAGAUUUGUCCAUAUCAUAAUUUGUAACGGAUGGUAACUUGAUAUAUUUGUGUGAUAUAAAAGUAGCGAGCCAUGUUUUACAACUUUAUAUCAGCCCUUCCCUUUUCUGCAAUGGUACUAUUGGCUGGAAGAAAAACAUUUGCUAGAUUUUUUUAGGACAGUACAUCUUUCCUGUAUAGUAGUUUUUCUAUUAAAAAAAAAAUUGUUUUAUAAUCAGCAGUGGAAAGCGCAGGUUGUCUGAACCUACUUCAGUCGAGCACCUGUCUGCCAUAGCUGUUCCUUCGACUGAGUGCUGCACAUCAUGGGCUCUGUCUGUGAGAGAGAAAUCCAGGUGCUUGGUGUCCUUGCAUGACAUGAAGUUUUGCAUGUAGAUCGAUUUGAAAUGUUCCUCUUGUUUACAUAAUUUGCAUAAUUUAAAAAGAUAAUGUUGCCAAACUUUGGUAAAUGUUAAUGUUCAAAACAAAAAUCUCCACUACAUGUAACUUUUUUCUUCCUCUGGAUCAGUACGUGGCUUAUAAUCCCAGCCAGUGGUUGUAUCUGUUCCAGUGUCAACUGCCAUGUGCUCUGCUUCAAGGGGGAACUAGUCUUUUGUGAAUUUUUUGUACAUAAGUAUUUGUUACAAACAUUUUAGCAAAUGCUUUCGAUUUCUCUUACUUGCUUGUGCAUAUCUUGGCUGGCAUUAUAGAAAUUAGUGCUAAUGUUAUUUCCUUAGGGGGAUUGGAAGGGGGAGGGAUGAGGGUGUUUUUUUAGUUUGUGUGGGGAAAAAUGAUUUAUGUUGAACGUUUAGUUUUUCCUCUGCAUGCUACAUCAUAUGUUGUGGGAACUAUAAGAACCUUCAUACUAUAUGAAUACAAAAUAAAAUAUUUGAACCUUG